UUUUUCACUUACCAAACUUUUUCUUCUCAGUAUGUGAUUAAUAGUUUUUUCAGUUUCCAAAGUUGUAUAGAAACUACAUAAAUACACGUUGAAGGAAAGCAUCCAUUACAAUUUACAAGUUGAGAAAGUUGAUUGGUAAUUGCUUAGUAUCCUGUGAUCUGCUAUUUCUGUACAAUGGCAGCUGGCAUGGCAAGUGAAUCAGUUGAACAAGGUGAUAAAGUUACCUUGAGAGUCAUUGUGGACAAAGGAAGGAACCAAGUUGUGUAUGCUGAGGCUGGCAAGGAUUUUGUUGAUGUUCUUUUCAGCUUCUUAACAUUGCCUUUAGGUACUAUUGCAAGACUCGUUGCUAAAGAAUCAAAUAUUGAAGCAGUGAGAUUUGGCAGCAUAAGCUCAAUUUAUGAAAGUGUAUCAGACCUUGAUCAACAACAUCUAUGGUCACAUAAUUGCAAGGAAAUGUUACUCAAUCCAAGGAACUCAAUGGAAGAUCAUUACAAGCACCUCAAACUGAACAUUGAUGACACACCCUUACAGUUGUUCAUGUGUGAGGAUAAGUCUUGUAGGAGUUGUGUGAGUAUUUUUAGUAACCAGAAGUGCCACUGUGGAAAGCUUUUGAAAACAGAUGUUCAUUUGAUUUAUCAAAAAGGCUUUGUUAAGGAAAGUGCUACUUUUAUAAUACAGGAUGAUCUUAAUGUGAUGCCUAAUGAUCUAGGAACAAGUCUUUGUUUGCUUCAGAAGCGAGGAAUCAACAACAUUGCAGAUAUUGAGAAAAAAAUGAUACUUGUCGGCAAGAAGGAGGUAGCAGAUCUUCUCAAGUUGUCCUUGCUUUCAAAGACCCCUCUGUCAGACUUUGUAUUGAAGAGGAAACCAAUCCUUUGUAAUUUGAAUCAAAAUUUCGAGCCCAAGAUUAAGAUCGAAAAUGGCUUACCAUCGUCAGAUUCUGAUGAGGGUAAGCAGAUGGUUGUGAAAGUAAUAAGAAGAACAUCAAAUGGAAAGAUUUUGUUUGCUACCGCAGAGGAAGAUUUUGCAGACAUUCUUUUUAGUUUUCUCACCUUUCCUUUGGGGGCAGUGUUGCAAAUGCUAGAAGGAUUCUCUUCUAUAAGCUGCAUGGAUUGUUUAUAUAGGAGCAUUAAAGAGUUGAGUCCAGAUAGAUGUUUAAGGUCACAGGAACUCAAAGACAAACUAAUUAAGCCUGAUAUUUUUCCAAAUUUUGAACUUAGAAGGCAAAUAUUAGCAAUUGAAACAUUUGAACUCACUUGGAAUAGCCAACGAUUGGAUUUUAUUGAUCCAAAAUCCCCUAUUUCCGGGGGAUAUGCCAAAGGUCCAUUAACUAUUAUGGUGACAGACGACUUGAUUGUGACUCCAAUGUCAUCCAUUGAUGCUAUUUCAUAUCUAGAAAGAAUGAAUGUCCCCCUUAAUGAUAUAGAGGAAAUUGUUCUUAAUAUUGGCAAGAAUGAGGGUCUCAGCAUUCUAAAAGCUUCAUUGACCUCAACAUCUGUUUUGACGAACAGCCUUAACCAGUACAUAGGCUAGUUUGUCAUCUGAUGCUGUUUCGACUGAUAUCCUGAAAAGCCAAAGAAAGAAAAUGAAGCUUGAGCCAACUGAUCAUUAGGAGUGGUGUAGAUCGAGCAACCAUGUUAUAUUUUUUGUGUUUGAAAUUAUGUGGUUAUGUUUAAGUAAUUUGGAUGCUCAUACAGUAUUACAUUGUUGCUCUUUUCUCAAUUUAAAUUGUUUGUGGUGCUUGAUU
Molecule: messenger RNA, 1744 nt
Organism: Trifolium pratense (red clover)
Lineage: Eukaryota; Viridiplantae; Streptophyta; Magnoliopsida; Fabales; Fabaceae
Exons: 4
Coding region: 175-1530 (451 amino acids)
Source: RefSeq, a predicted model, not a curated record